GUUUCCGGCGUGCCUCGCACCGUGUUCAAUCGAGCCGGAACGAACCCCAAACAAACCCAAAUGCUCGAUCCGGCGGAUCGAUCGCGUCCAAUCUGGAGCCAGCCAGCAGAAAAUCCCGGUCUUGUGACCCGAUUCCGACUGCCACGGGGAAGCGCCGGCCCCCAAAUCAUCACUGCCUGCAUCGACUCGGCACGGCACGGGCACCCCCGGGCCGUCGGCUCCUCGUGUCUCAGCAUAAAUCGACGGCCUUUUGUCCGUCCGGCGGCUGCUCGGAUCACACUACCAGCGCUAGGCCUAGGGUUUGGUAUCGAGCGGAUCGAUCGAAGCCAUGGAGAGCGAGGGCAACGCCGCCGCCGCUGGUGCUGGUGCUGGUGCUGGUGCUGGCAACUGGGAGGCGCCGAACGGGGUGAUCGUGCUGCCCGCGGGGUCGGCGGCGCCGAGGUUCCUGCAGCAGGAGCCCCACUACCUGCGGCGGAAGCGUGAGAUGGAGCGGGAGCAGCAGGACGCGGAGGCGGCGGGGGCGGACCCGGGGGUUUUGGGGCUGGACCUCAGGCAGCCGCCGGAGAAGGUGUACUACAAGACUAGGCUGUGCGAGAAGUUCGAGGCUGGCAAGUGCGCGUACGAGGACGGGUGCACCUUCGCGCACGGCUUCGACGAGCUGCGCCCGCCGCUGCCCGUGCCGACCGCGCUCAUCCGGCGCAGGUCGCCGCUGCGGCCGCGGUCGUCGUCGCCUGGUGGUGCCGCCGCCGACGGCUCGCAAGUCAGCGGCGGCUACCUUAGGGUGUGCUUCGAAUUCAGGGACACGGGGGCCUGCCACCGGGGGGAUAGGUGCGCCUUCGCCCACGCUUCCGUGGCAGCAGACAUGCCCUUCCCUGGGGGGCCAAGGUCUGUGGAGCACGCGCUGAGGAACGCGUCGCCGUAUGUAAAGGCGUACUCCUCGCCGGGGUCCGCGGCCUCCGCGCACCGUAGCAGCAGCACCACCAGCAGCUUUGCACCGUCUUCCACAAGGGCGGUCCCGUCCAUUCCUGCCGACGCGGCCGGGGAGGGCCGUCGUCGCAAGGUCACCCGACUGGAGCUCCUGAGCCGCAAGAAGACGAGCGGCAUCUACGGCGACUGGCCGGGGCAGGAAUGAGUGCGCACCAUGCGUCGAAGCUGCCAUGUCUACCUUCCUGCCUUUAAGCGUGACAACAUCGUCCAGAAUAAUUAAAAGAACUGAGCGAUCUGCUAUUUUGAUUUGAACUGAUUUGAAAAUGUUGUGGUUGUAUUUCGUUUCCUGCUGAAUCCGUGCAUGUAAUCCGUCUGAUCAGACCUCUGUGCAUUCCUGCCAUCAUUUCUACUUUCAUAAGACUGGAAUAAUUUUAA
Molecule: messenger RNA, 1362 nt
Organism: Sorghum bicolor (sorghum)
Lineage: Eukaryota; Viridiplantae; Streptophyta; Magnoliopsida; Poales; Poaceae
Product: zinc finger CCCH domain-containing protein 1
Exons: 2
Coding region: 329-1132 (267 amino acids)
Molecular function (GO): mRNA binding; metal ion binding
Source: RefSeq, a predicted model, not a curated record